AUGCACAAACUUGAAGAGUCAGUAACUCGUCAGGACUCUAUCCACGAGGACCCAGACGACGUUGUCAUCGAAGAUGAACAAGAAAUCAUCAUCAACUGGCCAAAUAUCGUUGAAUAUUCAAAGACAAGAUUCACGUCUCUAACCCAUCUCCAUCUUCACGCAGUCGGAGAUCUGAACCCGCUACCUUCAUUGAGAGAAAUGUCAUGGAACAACUGGAACUUCUUCUUCAUGGGGUUUGUUGCUUGGUUCUCAGCGUCUUUUGACUUCUUCUUGACCGCUGUUUCCGGUACUUAUAUCGCACAGUCUCUUGACGUCUCCACAGCUGACAUCACUUGGGGUUUGUCUGCUGUUCUUAUGGUUCGUUCCGCAGGUGCUGUUAUCUUUGGUCUCUGGACUGAUAACUACUCCAGAAAAUGGCCAUUCAUCACCACUGCUGCCAUGUUCUGUGCUCUUCAGAUUGGUACGGGAUUCUGUCAGACGUACCAGCAGUUUAUGGCCGUCAGAGCCAUUUCAGGUAUUGCCAUGGGUGGUACCUAUGCCACCGCUGCCGCAACGUCCAUGGAUGAUGCCCCAUUGAAAGCCCGUUCUUUCUUAUCUGGUCUGUUCUUCUCUGCCUAUGCCUUUGGUAUGAUCUUCGCAGCUAUCUUCUGGAGAGCUUUCGAAAGCACAAAGCAUUCAUGGAAGGCCCUCUUCUGGUUCUCCUCUUGCUUCCCAUUCAUCUUGAUCUGCUGGAGACUGGUUUUCCCAGAGACUCGUUACUUCACCCGUGUCUUGAAAGCCAGAGAGUUGAUCAAGCAAGAUCAGAUCGAGGCUGGAGUUUACGUCAAGCCAACUCUCAAGACGAAAUGGGGCUCAGUCAAGGCCAUGCUCAAGAAGGAUUGGCUGCUAUUCACCUACUUGGUUAUUUUGCUUGCUGGUACGAACUACUUGACUCACGCUUCCCAAGAUAUGUAUCCAACCAUGUUACGUUCUCAGCUGGAAUGGUCCCUAGAUGCUCAAACAGUUGCCAUUGUGGUGGUCAACUUGGGUGCCAUCUGCGGUGGUUUGAUUGCUGGUACUUUUAUGGAAGUCACUGGCCGUAGACUGGCUAUCCUCAUCUGCUGUGUUAUCGGUGGUUGUUUCGUCUACCCAGCGUACAUGAUGCACAACAACAGUGCCGUUCUUGGUGGUGGUUUCUUCCUCUUCUUCGCAGUCAUCGGUGUCUGGGGUGUCCUGCCAAUUCACUUGUCUGAGUUGUCUCCUCCAGACGCAAGAGCCUUGGUUUCUGGUCUUGCUUAUCAAUUAGGUAACCUGGCCUCUUCUGCUUCCUCCACCAUUGAAACAAGAUUGGCUAAGCUCUGGCCAUUGGAAUGGGACGCUGAAGGUAACCCAAUCAAGUACGACUAUGCAAAGACCAUUGCUUGCUUCACAGGUGCAGUCUUCAUCUACGUCUUUAUAACCACAUUCAUCGGUCCUGAGAAAUUCCACAGAGACUUGAGUUCUCCAUUGCUGAAGACAUAUAUUGAGAAGGUUAUUGAGAUUGAAGAAGGCCGUGACCCAGAAGCCAAGUUUGUUGCUUCUAGUGGUGAUACCAGUGAACAGGCAUCUUACGGCAAGGCAACACACGAGGAGAUUGAGCUCGACUGCUAUCCACAGGAGAAGAAGUGA
Molecule: messenger RNA, 1647 nt
Organism: Williopsis jadinii
Lineage: Eukaryota; Fungi; Ascomycota; Saccharomycetes; Phaffomycetales; Wickerhamomycetaceae
Gene: JEN1
Product: monocarboxylate/H+ symporter
Exons: 1
Coding region: 1-1647 (548 amino acids)
Biological process (GO): plasma membrane lactate transport
Cellular component (GO): plasma membrane
Molecular function (GO): secondary active monocarboxylate transmembrane transporter activity
Source: RefSeq, a predicted model, not a curated record